AUCGCACAUAGAAUGUGUCAAAAACCCUUUCUAUCUUCUUCCCCAAUCUCUGUCUUGUCUUUUCACCUAAAUCCCAUAUCAGAUGAGAUUUUAAUAUCCUCAUUCUUGCCUUACCCACAAAUCCUUCUCCCGUUUGCCUCCCUUGUUUUUCCCAAUUUGAGCUUCAAUCUUUAUUAUUGUCAACCUUGAUUCCCAAUCUUCAAGAACCCAUCUUGUUUCCUAUUCUGGGUAAUGAUCAUCUUGCACAAUGUAUCAAAAGAUUUGUUCUUUUUGUCUCUGACUCCAAUUGUUUCGUUAUUGUUGGAUGCAGAGAAGCAAAUUGUGAAGACGCCCUUCUGAUUAUCCGAGUACAGAAGCCAUCUUCAAUAUAAAAGCCUAGGGUGGAUGGCACCCUAAUGUUCUUUAUCCUAUAUUUGCAUAUAAAAGGUGCUGAAAAACAUGGCUGUUUUCAUAAGGUAGCACCUGUUUCAUGAUUUGGUCUGAAUUAUUGGCAGAUGGAGAUGGCUGCCCAGCAAGAAAAUUCUGGUCACAACAAUGUUUCCGGACAAAGUUCUUGCCUAUAUGAUCUUUUAUGUUCAGAUGCACCCGGUUGGAGAACCCAAAGUGAACGACGGACAUUAUCUGGUCCCCAAGAAAGGCUGGAGAUUUUGCUGCAUCAAUCUGCCAACAAGUCCUGUGCUGAUUGUGGAUCUCCAGAUCCAAAAUGGGUAUCUUUAAGCUUUGGAGUAUUUAUUUGCAUCAAGUGUUCUGGUGUACAUAGGAGCCUUGGAGUGCAUAUUUCAAAGGUUGUUUCAGUGAAGCUAGAUGAAUGGACAGAUGAACAAGUUGAUGGCCUGGCAAGUAUGGGUGGAAAUAUUACUGUAAACAAGAAGUAUGAAGCUUGCAUGCCAGCACAUGUCCAAAAACCAAAACCAGAUGCUUCUAUAGAGGAGCGCUUUUAUUUUAUUAGGAGAAAGUAUGAGCUGCAAGAUUUUCUGAACACAGCCGAUCAGUGUCAGAUAUCCUGUCCUUUCCUCCCUACUCAUAAGAGACAUUCUUCUAGCAAUUCUUCAGGCACUAAUUAUAGCCAAGACAAGAAACCAUAUGAAAAGCAACCUACCAGGCAUCGUAUAGGGAAUGCAUUUCGUAAUAGCUGGGGAAGAAAAGACUCUGAUCAGAGGGCUGCAAAGAAGGGCAACUCAAUGUCAAUGGCAGGUAUGGUCGAAUUUGUUGGAUUAAUUAAAGUGAACGUGGUCAGAGGAACAAAUCUAGUUGUUCGGGAUGUGAUGACAAGUGAUCCAUAUGUCAUUCUUGCAUUAGGUCACCAAUCAGUGAAGACACGUGUCAUAAAGAACAACCUGAAUCCAGUGUGGAAUGAAAGUCUGAUGCUGUCGAUUCCUGAACAAAUUCCUCCUCUAAAAGUGCUGGUGUAUGACAAGGACACAUUCACAACUGAUGACUAUAUGGGCGAGGCUGAGAUUGACAUUCAACCUCUGGUUACCGCUGCUGUAGCCUUUGAGAAGUCUAAAAUCAAUGAAACGACGCAGCUGGGAAAGUGGAUAGCUAGCAAAGAUAACACCCUGGUAAAAGAUGGUGUCAUCAACCUAAUAGAUGGGAGAGUAAGACAACAGAUUGCUCUUAGGCUGCAGAAUGUUGAGAGAGGUGUAUUGGAGAUUGAGCUGGAAUGUGUUCCUCUGACUCAAUAGCAGACACAGUUAACGAAGCACAAGUGAUCAUUCUGAUGUUAAAAUUGCCACUCUCCUUGUAGAUAUAUAUGUUGUAUGAUUGGAAAUCGUUAUAUUCAUAGUUCUCUUAAAAGGAGUCUCGGUUGUAGAUUCUUGUCGUCUUUGUUUCUCUUUUUCCUGUAGAUAAGAAUUUUCAGGAUUCUUAUUGAAUGAUGCUCAGACGGAUUUGUAUAUUUCUCUUCCUUCUCUUAGUACUAUAUUUCAAAACACUGUUCAGUUUGGUAGACUUUACAAUUUGCCGGCGGACAUUGAGACUUGAAACUUGUAAAUGAAGCUUGGUGUCUUGUUUCUUAGUUUUGGG
Argentina anserina (silverweed cinquefoil) is the source of this 2025-nucleotide messenger RNA. Its product is annotated as probable ADP-ribosylation factor GTPase-activating protein AGD11. The transcript has 10 exons. Gene Ontology annotation, molecular function: GTPase activator activity; phospholipid binding. The coding region runs from base 495 to 1685 and encodes 396 amino acids. The record is from RefSeq and is a predicted model, not a curated record. Lineage: Eukaryota; Viridiplantae; Streptophyta; Magnoliopsida; Rosales; Rosaceae.